Messenger RNA from Acanthopagrus latus (yellowfin seabream), 1614 nucleotides. It is a transcript of the gene cart3, whose product is annotated as cocaine- and amphetamine-regulated transcript protein. The record is from RefSeq and is a predicted model, not a curated record. The transcript has 3 exons. Gene Ontology annotation, molecular function: neuropeptide hormone activity. Bases 77 to 460 code for a protein of 127 amino acids. Gene Ontology annotation, biological process: cellular response to starvation; adult feeding behavior; positive regulation of MAPK cascade. NCBI's taxonomy places the organism in Eukaryota, Metazoa, Chordata, Actinopteri, Spariformes, Sparidae.
GAGCAGAUGGCAGGAGUCAGAUAAAAAGGUGUUUGGCGCGGGGGAGCGAGCUAUUUGAGACGGGGACAGGGGACACAUGAUGCCGCGCACCGGGACCAUCCAGAGCUCCAGGCUGCUCAGCGGGGCGCUGCUCUGCGCGCUGCUGCUGCUGCUCUCCAGCGUCGCCGCGGCCGAGGUGGUGGACGCCGAGUCGGAAGAGGAGCUGAGCCCCAGAGCGCUGCGGGACUUUUACCCCAAAGGUCCGAACCUGACCAGCGAGAAGCAGCUGCUCGGAGCUCUCCAAGAAGUUCUUGAAAAGCUGCAGGCUAAACGACUUCCUCUGUGGGAGAAGAAAUUCGGCCAAGUCCCGACGUGUGAUGUCGGGGAGCAGUGCGCCGUGAGGAAAGGCGCGCGGAUCGGGAAGAUGUGCGACUGUCCCCGGGGAGCUUUCUGCAACUUUUUCCUGCUGAAGUGCUUAUGAGCCUCGCCGGAUCUGAAUGUAGCUGCUGCUUGGUGCGGAGAGGAGAAGAAGAAGAAGAAGAAGAAGAAGAAGAAAGAAAAAAAACUGUCACUUGAUUCCUUUGUACAGUAAUUAUUUAGUUAUAUUUUUUAUGAUGCAGCUGAGGAGCAGGCGCGGUGACUGCCCGACCCAAACGAAUACUAUAGUAGUUCAAUAUGAGCAGGGCCAGUAGAAACACUGAGGUCAUACCCCUCCACCUGCACCUCCACCUGCACCUCCACCUGCACCUCCACCUCCACCUGCACCUGCACCUGCACCUGCACCUGCACCUGCACCUGUUGUAUAACUCAAUGCAUUUCUUUGCAUUUUGACUGGACCAAUAAUCACUUAUAGAGAAUAAUGUCACUGCAGCACAUUGAUGGAAACUGGACUCAAAUUCCAACAGAAGAAGAAGAAGAAGAAGAAGAUAAGUAACAACUGACUUAAAUGUAUUAAACUUAAUAAUCUGCUACUCUCGAUAAUAAACAUGUCAUAAUAACAUCAUUAAUACAUCUAUUUUAGUUCAGUAGAUUAAGUUCAGUAAUUUCACUGUUCAGAGACAAUUAAAUGAUGAAUAAAUCAUUUGUUAAUGUUAAAAAUAUCAGUUGUAACUCUUUAAUAAUGUCCAAAUAAUGUUUAUAAAUGAGCUACACUGUAAUUUUGAACAUCAGUUGCAACUUGCCAACAAACAACUGUGAAUAAAUAGAUUAUAAAGCAUUUAAUUGCUUGUUAACAGUGAAAUAACUCAAAAACUAAAGUUUGAUUAGCUUUACAUUUGUUUAUUUGAAUGAUAUGACAGAUAUUUUAAGGUGUGGGAUGACCUCAGUGUCCUGGUAGCUGCGGCCCUGUGUACGAUACGUAAUAAAACAUAUUAUAUCACAUAAAAGUGAAAGUCUCUGCAGGAUAUUAUGGUGACAGACAGGAGAUGAGAACACCACAAAGAACCAUGACGUUCCUGUAAAUAUUCAGAUCCACUUUAUGUCUGUGAAACCACAAAAAAAAACAUAGUUGUGAUGUAAUAGGAGCUGAGAAAUAACCCACAAUGCACAGCAAACUCACACACACACACACACACACACACACACACACACACACACACACACACACACACACACACACACACACACACACACACA